AUGAAUAGAUCAAAGGAAGACUUCAUGUUAGAAGACGAGGUAGCACGAUCAAGGGUCGAUGUAAUUGAGACAUGGGAAUACGACGCAUGGGAUUUAUGCUAUUCAUGGAAGCCCGCAUGUAUGAAGCAAGAGGGCAGGCCCGAGAUAGAACUCUCUAUCAAGCAUCUCAUGAGAGGCAUACUGAGUCCACUUUCCAACCCCCUUCAGGUCGUAUCGGCCUUUCUAACUUCGAACUUCGGAUUCCGCGUCGCACACUACCGCGUAGGGCGUCCUAGUCAAAUGCAAGUGGCAAGGCGCACAGGUCUAAGACCCAUCCCUUUUAGCAUACCCCUGCGCUAA
Messenger RNA from Striga asiatica, 339 nucleotides. NCBI's taxonomy places the organism in Eukaryota, Viridiplantae, Streptophyta, Magnoliopsida, Lamiales, Orobanchaceae. The record is from the annotation of a GenBank genome assembly.